Messenger RNA from Mycena indigotica, 1560 nucleotides. RefSeq lists its product as uncharacterized. Bases 1 to 1560 code for a protein of 519 amino acids. The transcript has 3 exons. The record is from RefSeq and is a predicted model, not a curated record. Gene Ontology annotation, molecular function: protein binding. NCBI's taxonomy places the organism in Eukaryota, Fungi, Basidiomycota, Agaricomycetes, Agaricales, Mycenaceae.
AUGCCUGUAUUCACGCAUACCGUCUCAACCUCUGAUCUAUUACCGUCGCCUCUCGCAGAUAGCAGCCACCAGCGAGAAGCUCUUGCACGCAUAGAAAACGAGAUCGUUCUUCUAAGCCAACACUUCGACAAGGUGCAGGCAAUCCUUGCCGAGUUGAAGAAGGAGGCUGCUGCGAGGCUGGCCCGCGUCAUUUACCCAGUCCUGACUCUACCGGUCGAACUCACCGUCGCGAUAUUUCUUCGAUGUCUCCCGCACUGGCCACGACAACGAUACACCGUGCCGUUAAUCAACUGGGCCCCGCUCGUUCUAACUCGGGUGUGCCACGCAUGGAGGGACAUUGCAAUAAACACGCCUGAGCUCUGGAGGUCUAUUUUCAUCCAGCUUGCUGCUAAUACCGAGCUGACGGAUGCCGAAUCUGCUUCGAAGAAAAAACUUGGCCUUCAACAAUGGGUUGCGCGGGCAAAGUCGGUUAGUAUCGCGGUCCAGCUGCAGCAAAUUUCACACGAUACAACCAUAAUACUCCCCGAAUUCAUGAUGAACCCUGCGCAGAACAUCAAGUCGCUGUGUAUCGACUUCUUCCCCGAGGGUAUCGAAGCGGUGUCUCAGAUUCCUCGCACGAUUCUCUCCCAAGUACACCAUCUGGACGUCUAUCUCGCAGACUUUGUCCGCUCACCAAACAUUCCUCUGGCCCGCCUUUCUGUCCUGCACAUUACGAAUAGCCUCCCAUUUCCGGAAAUCGUUGGGGUCAUGAGAGAGUGUCAUGAGCUCACCGAACUUCGUGCUAAUUGCACAGCGAGGCGUCAUUGUUCGAAUAACUCCCAUGAUCCUCCCAGCCAGGACUUGUACGAUCUUCAUGUUCCCACUCUGCGGGUUCUGGAUCUUAUGGUCGACCAUCAAAUUAGUGAAGAACAACUGCUGUUUGGCUCGCUGACACUCCCGAAUCUGGUUUCCCUUUCCCUGGAUACUGCGUACAGCACGCAUACGACCUGGGACUUGCAACUUUGUAGCUUGACACAAAGGGCUCCUCGCAUCCGGCACCUCAACUACAGUUUUACUGAUCGUGAUUCCACAAUCCAAGUCCUGAAACUCCUUCCCGAUCUCGUGUUUCUUGGGGCGGUCUUCAGGAACUCCGGCCACAAGCACGUCGAGCCAUUUCUCGGCUUGCUGGGACGCUCUGCUGAGCUAGAUGUUCCAAAUAUGCUCCCCAAUCUCCGUGCCUUGCGUAUCCAGCUUGAGGGCUCCAUUUCACGCCGUAGCUAUCUUCCAUGUGGCCUCGCGGAAGUCAUCGACAUGUGGGGGAUCCUGGACAUUUUAGCCGCCCGGCGCCAGCGACCCCCAGUGCACCAUACAAGCACAUUGCGGUCAUUGCGGGUUGCGGUAUCGCAGGUCUCCCCUCCCGAUGCUCUCAACCCGCUGCAACCAAUUCCCCUUUCGCUGUCCACUGCACUCGACGAAUAUAUGUCACAUGGACUGGACUUUGCGAUAUUCCACAGCGAUUCAGACCUCGUUUGGCCACCACAUGCAUAUGCCGAUAGGCUUGAAGAUUGGGUUAUAUGGUGA